AUGGCUGGCUGUAUGCACAGUACCUAGCACAAAGCUCUCCACUUGGAAGGGGAUCCCAAUCUUCGUGCAGCCCCAACAUCCACCUGAGCACCUCAGAAAAUGCCCAAAAGCAUUUCAAUACCCAAACAACUGGCUUCAGUGAAAGCUCUGAGGAAGUGCUCAGAUCUGGAAAAAGCCAUUGCCACCACUGCUCUGAUUUUCAGAAAUUCUUCUGACUCUGAUGGUAAACUUGAAAAAGCUACUGCCAAAGAUCUGCUGCAAACCCAAUUUGGGAAUUUCACAGAGGGACAAGAAACCAAGCCAAAAUACAGAGAGAUCCUUUCUGAACUUGAUGAGCACACAGAAAACAAGCUAGAUUUUGAAGACUUCAUGGUCUUGCUCUUAAGCAUCACUGUCAUGUCAGAUCUGCUACAAAAUAUAUGGAGUGUAAAAAUUAUGAAAUAGUCUCAAAUAAGAUGUAUAAAAUAAUGGCAAAAGACAAUAAAGUGUUUCCAUCUUAUUUUUGAUUAACUGAAUAUAUCAAUCAUGCAGCUGGAAUUGCCUAGGAUAGUUCUGAUUGCUAGUAUUCAGAUUCAAUGUAACUCCAAAAAUUUACCCAUACACUUCAGGACUGUUUGAAUGAUAAGGUCUCUGUAUGCUUUACAAUAUGAUAGAUUUUAUAUCACUGAAUAAUGCAUUGCUUUUGCUGAGUCAAAGGUGACCUAGAGCCUCUACUUAUAGUCAUUGAGUCACUCAUUCAUUCACUAAACAUUUGUUGAGCAUCUGCUUGAUGGGACUGCUGAGGAUACAGUAAUGAAUCAGGCAGACAGUUCCCUCCUUCAGACAUGCUGGCAGAAGUCUAGCAGAAGAGAUGGACAUUGAACAAUUUUUAAUUAAUUGCAUACACAGUAUAAUUAGAAUUGAAAUAAGGGCUAUAGGAUGCUAAAAGAGAUUAUCACCUGAUGUGAGUUCAAAGGUCAGAGAAGCUUUACUGACAUUCUAUAAAA
Molecule: messenger RNA, 986 nt
Organism: Mandrillus leucophaeus (drill)
Lineage: Eukaryota; Metazoa; Chordata; Mammalia; Primates; Cercopithecidae
Gene: SNTN
Product: sentan, cilia apical structure protein
Exons: 4
Molecular function (GO): transition metal ion binding; protein binding
Source: RefSeq, a predicted model, not a curated record